Molecule: messenger RNA, 440 nt
Organism: Suillus discolor
Lineage: Eukaryota; Fungi; Basidiomycota; Agaricomycetes; Boletales; Suillaceae
Exons: 3
Coding region: 90-440 (116 amino acids)
Source: RefSeq, a predicted model, not a curated record
UUUUCCUGCAAGGAAAUUUGUAGGCCAACACAUGCGAUGGACUGCAAGCAUGGAAAAGAUUGCCAAUGCGCAUGCCCGGCGUGCUAUGAAUGUGCCAGUCGACGAACCAGUACCUCCCCGUCGUGGCGUUCCUUUGGAUAAGUGCUUUGCCUCCCUGUCUAUCAUUGCGCGCAGGGUAUCCGAGGUGCAAGAGGAACUUCGUACGCAAAAAGAGUUCGAGGUCACGCAUGUUAUCAUGGCGAAUGUUAGGGCGUUGGGUCGGACGUGGGUCUCCUCAUGGGGAAACGUUACUAGCUCUUGGGCAGAGCGGUGUAUCUGCGUUCCCUCACCGCGUAGUUGUCAUGCAGUUCUUUGAAACCAUGGCCCGUUAUGGAGAUUUCUUUAAGAUCUGCAAAGAGUGCAUUGUGCCUACACUCGAGGCCAUUGUUGAUACUCGGUAG